CUGGACAUCAAGAACUUGUUCUUCCAGCUCUUGAACCGACAGAAGCCGCUGCCGCCCAUCAUGGCGGAGUACCUGGACCACCGUGAGGAGAAGCUCGCGCAGAUCGGCCGCGUGCUCUUCCACAAGCUGCCCGAGGCCCGCCGGCGCAGCGUGGCGAAGGAGCUAAUGAUUGCCCUGGGCUUUGGGGGUGGUUUCGCAAACUGGACGAGCAAGGUGCUGCAGGACAUACCCUUCUUGGCUUCGGAUGAGGGGGAGCGCGGCGAGGUGGCUGCUUGGCUCGGCAGGGCCUUCAACGACCACCAGCACGACGGCAUCGGGGCCCUCCGCUCCGCGAGCGAGGCCGUGAAGCGAGCCGUGGAUGUCGAGGUGGUCAUGCACGAGCUGGAGGACCCGUGGGCAUACGCGGCGGCGACGUACCCCAACUUGGAUUGGAGACUCAAGUCGAAGAUGGAGUUCUCCGGGUACCACCAACUGCUCCAGCGCUGCAGGCAGCACGUCAUACUUGGACGGGCGAGGGCAACCACCGUGGACUUUGCGAAGCUGGCGGCGGCGAAGCUGGUCCCGGUCGUACACGUUCCGGUGGAGGGGGGUGAGAAGAGGACCACCUACGAAAGCUUCGAGAAGGGAGGCUUCUGGCUGGUGCGAAACCGGGACGACUUGGGCCAGACCGUGGAAGACCUGAUGAACAAGCUGUGUUGCCCGGUCUUCGAGACAGCCGAUGAGAACUACGUGCCGCCGCCGCCCCUCAACGAUAAUGCCUUCUUCACCGGUCUGUCCUCGUCCGUUCUGGGGCGUCUGGCAGGCCCGCAGAUGGCGGACCUCGACGGCGACGAGACACGGCACAAAAUCCUCUUUUGCGACGGCAUGCUCUACGAUUUCAAGGAGCGUGUCCUCCGAUCACCGAUCCCCGCCGACCGCAUGGGCUUCCACGCAAAGGCGACCUCAGAGAUGUGGCAGCCGAGCAAGGCGACCAAGCUCUUCGAGCACAUCCUGGCUUUCUUGAAGGAGCAUCUGGAGACGGGGGUGUGUCUGCUCGAGGCCAGCGAGAAUGGCAAACAGGUCAUCGAGUGCUUCGAGGAAUUGGAGCAGGACGGGUGCGAGAUCCUCCGCCACAUGAAGGUGUACGGGGACUGGGACUCCGUCCUUUACGAGCUGCGUCUCAUGACCAGGGCCAUCUCCGCGACGCCGCGGUUCUGCGAGAUGUACUACAUCUGGGGAAGCCAGGAUUCCGGGAAGGACACCAAGUUGAAGAUGUUGCACGCCGGGGACUGGGACUCCGUCCUGUACGAGCUGCGUCUCAUGACCAGGGCCAUCUCCGCGUCGCCGCGGUUCUGCGAGAUGUACUACAUCUGGGGAAGCCAGGAUUCCGGGAAGGACACCAAGGUGAAGAUGUUGCACGCCUUCUUCGGUCACGAGAACAACUACGGGGUGAAGCUUCCGGGAAACUAUGUGGUGCAGCAGACUCGCUACCUGACCGCGAAGGACGGACCCGCGCCUUACCAUGCAAGGACUCUAGGCAAGCGGCUGGCCUGGGCCAGUGAAGUCCCCGAGCACUACUCGUUGGCGGAUGACUUCAUCAAGCCCUUUUGUGACAUGGAAGGUGCGCCAGUCUGCAGCAGGAAGCUCAACAAGGGUCCCCGGGACUUCAUGCCUACGGCUUUGCUGGUGGCAACAAGCAAUUCCCCUCCCCGUGUGACUCGACCGGAUGGGAUGCUGCGGCGGCUUCGAGUCUGCCAGACAACGGUCAAGUUCACCUUGAAGCCGUCCAUGGCCACCGAGGAGCGAGCCGUGGAUGGCCUCAAGACCCGGAUAAACCGAGGAGAGUUCAACAAGUACAUGUUCUUCCUUGCGGCAAAUCUCGUGGACUCGUUGGAGAUGGAGUACAACCCAGGCACCGAGAUCAAGCCGCAGCCACCGGAGAUGAAGAUGAGCGCCAUGGACCUGGUCCCAUGUGCAGACAAGGACGAGGAGGCCAAACCCGAGGCCUUCAUGGCGGAGAUGUGUGCGCUGGUGCCCUUGAAGGAAGCAAGCCUCCACACGGAGCUGACGAUGGCGCUGAAGACCUACCUCAGCCUGGACACCUUGGGCGCGGCAAAGAGCGUGAUCUCGAAGUUGGGGAUCAAAGGACAAUCCUAUGGCCCGCGGUACAUCUCCACCCUCAAGCAAAAUGAGCGCAUGGUGGGUGUGAAGCUCCGAUCGGCAUCGACAAGUAGCUCUUAG
Messenger RNA from Effrenium voratum, 2220 nucleotides. Lineage: Eukaryota; Dinophyceae; Suessiales; Symbiodiniaceae. The record is from the annotation of a GenBank genome assembly.